AUGUCCACGUCGAAUCCGUCAACUAUGGCGGCUGCAGCAGUGUCCGAUUCAGUGCCGAUAGAGACCGCCCAUGAGGACAUGAUCCAUGACGCGCAGCUGGACUACUACGGCAAGCGUCUGGCAACCUGCUCCUCAGAUCGAACAGUCAAGGUCUUCGAUGUCAUCGAUGGCGACGCGCAGCGGUCGACGAACGGCCAGACAUUAAAGGGACAUACUGGACCCGUCUGGCAAGUCGCCUGGGCGCACCCGAAGUUUGGGCACAUUCUGGCGUCGUGCUCGUAUGAUGGAAAGGUGUUGAUUUGGAAGGAGCAGCAGGGACAGGGUGCUGCGUCGGGUAGCUGGAUUAAAAUCAAAGAACAUACCCUUCAUACUGCCUCAGUCAACUCGGUUUCUUGGGCACCUCAUGAAUUGGGGGCUAUCCUCGCAUGCGCAUCAUCAGACGGCAAGCUCUCCGUUUUGACCUUCAAGAACGACGGUCAAUGGGACGCCGACAUCUUCAACGGCCAUGCCAUCGGCUGCAACGCCGUCUCCUGGGCCCCCGCCGUAGUCCCAGGCUCCCUCAUCACCCCUCAACAACCCCAAGCCGCCCCCGGCCAAGCACCCCAGCAACCCGCCGCCACCGCCCCCGUCGUCAAGCGCUUCGCCAGCGCCGGCUGCGACAACCUCGUCAAGAUCUGGGGGUACCGCGAGGACACCCAGUCCUGGGUGGAAGAGGAGACCCUCGAAGGACACACCGACUGGGUCCGCGACGUCGCCUGGGCACCCAACACCGGCCUCCCCCGCAGCUACAUCGCCACCGCCUCCCAAGACAAAACCGUUCUCAUCUGGACGAAGGACUCGCCCAGUGCGCCGUGGGUUAAGACUGCCCUUGAUCCCUCGUCUGCGCUUACGUCGCCUACGGCUGGGACGCCCUCGCCGGCUGGCAAGUUCCCCGAUGUGGUUUGGCGUGUGUCGUGGAGUCUUGCGGGGAAUUUGCUUGCGGUUAGUUGUGGAGAUGGGAAGGUUACCCUCUGGAAGGAGAACCUUAAGGGUAACUGGGAGUGUGUUAGCGAUAUGAACAGCUAG
Messenger RNA from Coprinopsis cinerea okayama7#130, 1065 nucleotides. RefSeq names its product protein transporter SEC13. Lineage: Eukaryota; Fungi; Basidiomycota; Agaricomycetes; Agaricales; Psathyrellaceae. The transcript has 7 exons. Gene Ontology annotation, biological process: COPII-coated vesicle budding; positive regulation of TOR signaling; protein import into nucleus. Gene Ontology annotation, molecular function: structural molecule activity; protein binding. The coding region runs from base 1 to 1065 and encodes 354 amino acids. Gene Ontology annotation, cellular component: COPII vesicle coat; nuclear pore outer ring. The record is from RefSeq and is a predicted model, not a curated record.